AUGCAGAGCGCGUCUAUUACACUCACCGCUCCCCUUCCUCCCUCCUCCAUCCGCCGGAGGUCCGCCACAGGGAUCAACUCGCUCGCUAUCCGCCCAGCGGGACGGCUGCGUUUCAGAGAUGCUCCGCUCCCGUCACUCGCGGCGGCUUCUGCCUCUGCCUCGGGCUGGCGCCAGAGCCCAAUUGGGUGGUCGAUGAAGCGGAGUGUGUGGUUUUCGGGCCCGGGAAUUUUUGGUUUCGGACCCAGGUCGGGCGGCGCGGUGGUCCGGGCGGCUGCGGAGGAGGACGCCGGUGCGGCGGCGAGCCCCAAAUCGACGGGCCUCGUGGAUGCUUUGGUGCUGGGAACGCUUUUCGUGCUUUGGUUCACGUUUAAUGCUUAUUUCAAUAUCUACAACAAGCAGGUUCUCAAAGAUUUUCAUUACCCGCUUACUGUCACUCUUGGUCAAUUCGCUGUAGGGGCAGCACUGGUUACUCUGAUGUGGAUGUUGAAUCUCCACAAAAGGCCCAAAAUCAGUGGCGCUCAGCUUUCUGCAGUUCUCCCACUGGCGGUGGUGCAUACCUUAGGCAACCUCUUUACCAAUAUGAGCCUCGGAAAAGUUGCUGUAUCAUUCACUCACACGGUCAAAGCUAUGGAGCCUUUUUUCUCUGUUUUCCUCUCGGCCAUGUUUCUUGGGGAGUCUCCUACAGUAUGGGUGGUUCUCUCUCUUGUACCUGUCGUUGGUGGAGUUGGUUUGGCAUCCAUGACCGAGGCCUCUUUUAACUGGACUGGUUUUUGGAGUGCAAUGGCCUCAAAUUUGGCAAAUCAAUCUCGCAAUGUCCUGAGCAAGAAGUUACUUGUUAAUAAAGAGGAAUCCCUGGACGACAUUACGCUCUUCUCCAUAAUCACUGUAAUGUCCUUCAUUUUGACGUUGCCCGCUACUCUUAUCGUGGAAGGCAUCAAGUUCACACCUUCAUACCUCCAAGCAGCUGGGGUAAAUAUGAUGCAGAUUUACACGCUGUCACUCUUGACCGGUCUCUGCUUCCACACUUACCAGCAGGUCGCGUACAUGUUAUUGCAACGUGUAUCUCCUGUUACUCAUUCUGUAGCCAACUGUGCGAAGCGUGUGGUGGUUAUUGUGGCUGCUGUUCUCUUCUUCCGGACACCAAUUUCACCGAUUAACUCUCUAGGUACCGGAGUAGCCCUCGCCGGGGUGUUCUUGUACUCGAGAGCGAACCGUGUUAGGCCGAAGCCAAAUACAGCUUGA
This is a messenger RNA of Striga hermonthica, 1242 nucleotides long. The record is from the annotation of a GenBank genome assembly. NCBI's taxonomy places the organism in Eukaryota, Viridiplantae, Streptophyta, Magnoliopsida, Lamiales, Orobanchaceae.